Molecule: messenger RNA, 7615 nt
Organism: Caretta caretta (loggerhead turtle)
Lineage: Eukaryota; Metazoa; Chordata; Testudines; Cheloniidae
Gene: E2F2
Product: E2F transcription factor 2
Biological process (GO): regulation of transcription by RNA polymerase II
Cellular component (GO): RNA polymerase II transcription regulator complex
Molecular function (GO): DNA-binding transcription factor activity, RNA polymerase II-specific; protein dimerization activity; RNA polymerase II cis-regulatory region sequence-specific DNA binding
Source: RefSeq, a predicted model, not a curated record
AUCGAAUCCGGUGGGCGGGGCCCCGGCCGGGUUGCAGCGACCAAUCAGGGCGCGGCCUUUGCCGCGGGAGAUCCGAAUUUCGCGGCACGUCGUUUGGCGCUUAAAAAAAAAAAAAAAAAAAAAAAAAGAGAGAGACAAGAAAGAAACCAGCGAGCGGCGCCGAGAGCCGCGGGAGACGGGGAGAGAAGCGGGGCCGCUCCGCAGCCAUCGCCCCCGCUGCAAUCCGGCCCCAUCCCGGCCCCGGCCCGCUGCAGCCCCGCCGGGAGGGAGCCGAGCCGCGGCCGCCAGCUUUGCAAGGGGGAGCCGCUCCAUGAGAGACAGUGGCGGGGCCUCGGCCGGAUCCAGGGCCCGGGCUGGGGGCGCAGCUCCCCCUGGCUUGAUGCUGCUCAGCCCCCCCGCGCUGGGGGCCUCGGGCGAAGGGGCCGCCAAAGCAGAGAUUUAGGGGGGUGAUUUUAUGAUUAUUAUUAUUAUUUUUUUAAAUGCAACACGCUCGGGUGGGGGUCGAUGCGCUCUCUGGGAGCGGAAAGUCACCAGCCCCUGCAAUAACCUGCACGUUACCCAGCUCCUGCAAGCUGAGGCUCGGGUCAGUGACCUGGCAUCUGAGCCCUGCAAAGCCCCGGUCCCCUUAGGACAGACAGUAACUUUUAAUUGUCUGUGUUUUUAUAAAACAGCCGGCUGCAAAUUCUGGCCGGCCGGGUAAAGGAUCUUCCACGAAGAAAGGAGGGGGUUCGAGCUUUCUGUCUGAAUGAGGAGAGAGAAAGGAAACAGUCAUUUUUAUUCUGGGGCUGGUUUAGAGAUUUCCCCUCCCUUCCCCCAAAUGCAUUUUAGCAAAAAUUCCAGCUUUAUUAUUAUUAUUAUUUUUUUUUUUGGAGAUAGCCUCAGACUGGAAAGUGGGGGCCAUUCACUGAUCCUGCAUGCUAUGCCCUGUGUUAAAUGGCUGGGCAAUGCUAGGAGCAGCCUCCGACCGCUCUGUCUAUCCUCCAUGUCUCAGCUGCAGCUUGGUUUUUAAGCACCCCCCUUAAAGCUGUGCAAGUGCAACAUUUCUGCCCUCCCUUCCCUGCCAGCUGGGCUUCUCGGAAAGGACUUUGCAAUGCUGAGAGUCAAGGGAGUGUCUUCAGCCCCAGAAAGGGGGGGCUGUUCCCUUGCCUCUCUCCCCCCCCAGCAGCAGCAGCAAAAGAAAGUCAUGCCUGUGAUGAGCUCUGCAGACUUGGUGACUUCCAGCCUCAGCAGCCCUCAGAUGCACUCCAUCCCGGCCAGCUACUUCACACAGCUGUACCCUCAGAGUGUGGCUACUGCCCCUGCACCCAGGGGCAGUUGUCUCUACGCUACCCCUCAUGGACCUGAAAUCAGAACCAUCCGAUCUGCCUCUGCAGGAAGGCUGCCGGCCAAAAGGAAGCUGGAUCUGGAAGGGACCGGCCAGCCGGGCAUCCCAGAAUUCCGGACACCCAAGGGGAAGAGCAGGACAGUCACUCGAAUCCCCAGCCCCAAGACCCCCAAGUCGCCCGGGGAGAAGACACGGUAUGACACCUCCCUGGGGCUGCUGACCAAGAAGUUCAUCCACCUGCUGAGCGAGUCGGAGGACGGGGUGCUGGACCUGAACCGGGCGGCCGAGGUGCUGGAGGUGCAGAAGCGCCGGAUCUACGACAUCACCAACGUGCUGGAAGGGAUUCAGCUCAUCCGGAAGAAAUCCAAGAACAACAUCCAGUGGAUGGGCACAGGAAUUUUCGAGGACACCUCUGUGACGGUGAAGCAUCAGUCCCUGCGCCAAGAGCUGGCGGAGCUGGCCAAGACCGAGAGAACUUUGGACGAGCGCAUCCAGGACUGCACCCUCCAGCUGAAGCACCUGACAGAGGACGAGACUAACCAGAGAUUAGCAUAUGUCACCUACCAGGACAUCCGCUCCAUCAGCAACUUCCAGGAGCAGACGGUGAUAGCGGUCAAGGCCCCCCCAGAAACCAAGCUGGAGGUGCCGGACUUCAAUGAGGAGAAUGUGCAGCUCCACCUGAAGAGCACCAACGGCCCCAUCGAGGUGUACCUGUGCCCCGAGGAGAUCCUGGAGGACAGCCCUGCCAAAGAGAGCAGCUUCCCCACCCCCUCCCUUCAGGACCGCAUCGAUGGCACCGACCCCUCCCCAGGGAAAGCUGAGCCCCUGAUGGAGGUGGAGGAUGGACUCCUGGACAUGCCCCAUCACCUGCUGCAGCAGACAGAGGACCAGCUGCCCUAUGGUGACCCCGCCCCCUUCGUCAGCUUCUCCCCGCCCCUCGACCAGGACGACUACCUGUGGGGGCUGGAGGGGGGCGAGGGAGUGAGCGACCUCUUUGAGGCCUAUGACCUUGGUGACCUACUGAAGAACUGAGCCGGCGAGGGGGCCCCUCUCCCUCCUUGCUAUGGUGCUAAUGGCCUUGCUGGAGUCCGGGGCUCUGACUUGAAGCAUGGACUCCGAGCCCCUGCCCUCCCGGCCACCAGAGUAGGGGCAUGGAGACCUCCUGUGGGGCAGGGCUUCCUCCCGCUCCUCCCCACCCAUGCGUGAUCUCCACAGCUCCUCCUCCACUCUUCCUUGCUGCUGGGGCCAGCACAGACUGGGCGUAGCAGUCAGUGCAAUGCAAGACCCCAGAGGGCAACCUGGGGAAGAGUCUCCCACCACGUGCCCUAAGAACCUACUGCAGGAAUGGAGCGCCUUUGCCCGUUUAUCUUUUUCCCUGCCUCACACACAUGCCGGUAACACGUUCCUGGCCUGUCCAGGGAUGCUGGGGCUGGGCAAGGAGCCCCUGGGAGACUGGGACUCUGUCAUGGAGAGCAAAUCUUCUCAUCCUGCCCCCGAAGCGACCCAUCUGCAGAACACACAGGGUGGCUGUGUCUGGGGGGCGGAGGGGGAGUAGAACGCUCCGUGGUCUGCCAGGGGAUUUGCGUGGCGGGGCAAGAGAUCCCGUUCCCUGAAAUCUGGGCAGGGUGGGGGAUGCGUGCGCUUGUGUGAAUGAAGAAAUCCUUCAGCUCCUGCAGCUGCUUGGGGGCCCCAAAGGGAUCUGUGACGGCAGCGCAGCUGCGGGACACUUGUCUGUUUCGCUCUGCCGGGCCCAGGCGGCCCCUUUGGAUCUGACCCAGAUGGGUCUUGCUUCCCCCUCCCUGAAUGUUUUGCUUGGAGCGUACGGGGUCCGAGCCAACCCAGAAAUGCAGAGUGAAACCUGGUUUGUAAUUGCAGCCGUCAGGUGGCUUUUGAUGUGAACGGUCAGCUGAGAAUGCCUCCGUAGGGCCAUGGCCUCUAGGGGGACUUACCAGGGACCUGCUCUGAUAUCUUGUAAUGAAACUUGAAACAAAGCGAGUCCGGGGUGGAGGGCGUGGUGAGACAGGGAUUCACCUGCCCACUCACCUGCGAUGGGAGGGAUUCCAACUGCAUCUCCUCCUUCCCCUUCGACUGACCCUAGGCCCCAUCCCCUCUCCCCUCCGUCCUCUCACUGAAAUGCCUGGCUGCCUUCGCCCUCAGUGGGUCACUUGGAUCUGCUCCAUCUAGACUGGUGCCAAGCGACUUUGUUCCGUUGCAGGCUGCUGUGAGGGUCACAUGUAUCCAGUAAAUGGGCUGUUGUUCCCAUGUGAGUCCCUGAGUCCAGGGUUACCCCAGAUCCUUCCUGAUUGGAUCAGCCCUUCUCUAAAUUCAUUGUUGGCUUAGCAUGGGAUCCGUUUCAUAGAGUGGGAGGAGCCCCAAGUGCCACAAGCUGGGCUGGGUCCCCUAGGAGACCAACUGCUCCCACCUCUUCUCCUUCCAUGGUAGAUUCUGGGAACAGGGUGGAUUAAAUUUGGGAUUGCCAAGGUAGCGUAAGAGAGGUCUGAAUGACCCGUGCACAUGCGCUGUGCCUUGUAAAAACCAGGCCGUUAACCUCCACUGUGCGUCCUGUGAGGCAGGACUAAUACCCGUGUCCAUGUUGUGCUUUAGGAUCCUCAGGGACAGGGUCUCAGUGGCGAGAUCUGGACCAUUAUCCAAGCCCCCUGAAACAGAAUGGUGUUCGGCUUCCAGGAUGUGCCAGGGGCUUGCAGACCACUCUGGUUCACCAAGGUCCUGGUGCUGGUUGCUUAUUGACUUGCUGCUUUCUGAUUGGCUUGGUGCAUGUCAUGCUUCGGCCAAUCGGAGACCAGUCAUCUGCACACCAUGAAACACACACCCGAUCAGCUGCAAUUUAAACUUAAAUCUGCUAGUGGGGCAUUUAGUGUGAAAAUGGUCAAACAUGGGGGCCGAGCGCUGUGCGCCUACACGAAUAUUUAUGCAGCUCAUUGUGGCUUGAUUUUUUUUUUUUUAUUUGAGGUGUUGAGCGUGCGCCGCUCCCUCUUUAAAAUCAAGCCACUCAGAGGUGCCUAACAAUGUGGAUUUGGGUUGCAAACCUGAGCUACCGGAGUUCAGAAAUUUUGAUCUAACCUUACUUUAUUUUCACUCAUUGCCAGAUUUUGAGAAUCUCACUAGGUGCUUCUCUGCAUUUUUAGGGACCUAAAUUCUUCUGAAAAUUUGGCCUGUAAUAAUGAGUGGCUCCACCGUGUUGCAACCUUGUUAGCCGCAGAUUCCAUUGUCAAUAGUUUUUUGCAAAAUUCCAGAGGGGAAGGGGAAGGUAGCUUUUUAUUUCACUCUGUCCAAAAUUCAUCCCUCCAGAAAGGCUGGUUUGGAUUUCCAGGUUUUCAAUAUUUGCACAAUAGCUAUUGGUUCACGGGUGCGGAAUUUUGUCAUGUGACAUCCCAUUAAAUUCUCUUAAAAAUGGAAACAAGCACAUUUUCUUAACCCCUUCUUGAAUGCAGCUUCUCCCUGCCUGGGGAGAAUGCCAGACGGAGCCUGCAAUGGAUGCUGGGUGAAUCAUAGAAUCAUAGAAUAUAAGGGUUGGAAGGGACCCCAGAAGGUCAUCUAGUCCAACCCCCUGCUCGAAGCAGGACCAAUUCCCAGUUAAAUCAUCCCAGCCAGGGCUUUGUCAAGCCUGACCUUAAAAACCUCGGUGGGUCGCAUCCCAUUCAUAUCUGCCCAGUGGCUCUCCCUGCAGGACUGGGGCUUGUGGUAUUGUAGCCAAAAUGUCCACUGAAGCUAACAUUAAACACUUGGUUGGCUUUUAAUCUAGCAAAGGGGUUUAAUGCUGCCCGGAUACUAUGGUGAUGGGUGGCACCUUCCACGUAAAAUCAAUAGCUAAGUCCUCAUGGAGUCUCUGACACGUCUCUCUGUUUGGGGGUGAAAUCUCUGCUUGGGGGAAGGGUUUUGAUUUUGUUAAUUUGCCCCCCUUUGUGUGUGUGUUUGGGCAUUGGGGUGGAAGGGGGAUGUCAGUGCAGAGUCAUUCUCGUGGUCAGAUGCUGGAUUCAGCUGAUCUCCAUUCUUACCGACCCGCCUUGGAGCUCCCCCAUCUAGUGUCCCUGUCUAGGGGAGCGUGUGAGAAUGGGAACUCCCCAAAAUGGGGUGUGAAGAGCUGUGGGUGGCUGUGCUUGAGAUGGAGAAAGGGAGGGCUGGCUCAUUCGAGCCCCUUCUGGACAGGCAUCUGAUCGAACCAAAGGAUGUUUUCUGGCAUCUCAAUACGCAACUGUCCCAGGGAACUAGGUCUCCAUCUGGAGGUGGCUGUCAUGUACCUAAACGAAAGGCCAUUGUUGCUCUGGCAGGGGCUCUGUAGCUCUUGGUUUUUCAGGGAGAAUCUGCAGAGAUGGGACUCUGAACAGCAUUAGUGUGUCCUCGAGAACUGGAGAUGGGGAAAACAGUUAGUUUUCCUAAUGCAACCAUGUGCUAUGAGGAUCUCCCCUCCCCCCUGAAUAAUUCAAGUCCAACCCUGCUGUGAAAGUGACAGUCAAACCAGCACUGGAAGUGGCAUGGCUGUGUCUCGAAUGUGCUCCAUGGAUGAGUAAAGAUAUGGCUCUUUGAACUGCAACUUCCCCUUGCAUUGGAGAGUCCAACUGGGUUCUCUCCUUGCACAUCCUCCCCAGUAAGAGAGGUUCUGCUGGCCAGGCGAGGCCCACACCAUCCCGUUAUCCCAGGGUUUGUACGGGUGUCACUGAAGUCUGAGCUGCCUUGUCUGCAGUGGGGGGUUUGCCCCAAUUCCAGCCACCUGUGGCUAGCAAUUGGUGUAGCAGCACCAGGCACUUGCCCUUGCUAUAGGCUGGGGUGGGGUGUACUAGUGCCAAUGGAAGCUGGUAGCAGUUGGCCUGUCUACAAGAGGAAUUUGCAGGCAGUGCAGAUGAAUUGGGGGGCAAAUCUAGUGUGCACAGGUCCUUCGUUAACUGCUCUGAUGCACAAGGGAGACUAGAAUCCAGCUUCACCCCCCCCCCCCCCCAGCAGCACUGGUGGUCAGAUCCGACCUGGGUCACAAGGUGUGUGGAUUGAAUUGACAGAGGAGAUGUAAAUUGGAUCAAGCCAGCGACCAGCUGUCAAUACUCUAGACAAGGCCAGCUGUAUAUUAGCGUGUGCUAAGUGGGCAGAGUUAAGGGUAGAUUGAGCUAGUUAACACCAUCUAAAAACUAGAUUGCUAAAUCCUCAUCUAGACAAAGCCAAAAUGGAAGAAACAAGACUCCGGUCAGGUCUAUGCUAAGUACUUCUGCUGGCUUAGCUUUGCCAUGAGAAACUUCAAGCGUUGAAGCAGUGAUAACAGCAAUGUAGUCGCUUUCACCAGUAUAGUAUGUUUCACUCAGGGCGAGGUGUUGGUUGGGGUGGUUUCACAAUACGAGCUUUACCAGUGUAGCUGUAUCCACUUCAGGAGCCCUUUGCUCAUAUGGUAAUGCUAGUUUGCUGUAAAGCACGCUUAGAGUAGACAUGUGCCCAAGGAGCAAAUUGGCUGGCUAAAAGGCAUCACUGGAAAAUAAUUCAUUUUCAGGGCAGAGCUGCCCACUGAAAUCGACCUGAGGGGUGUGUGUCUGUACCCAUUGAGAAUAAGCUUUUUUUGGAAAUAGUCAGGGGUUUUUUGUUUUGUCUUAAAGUCUGAUCCUGAACUUGCUUUGUACAUAAACCUGAAGUGUCUGUGGGCUGAGACUGGUAUAUGGCUCCUUGUUAAUACCUGCUUUCUAUAGAGUUAAACAUUAACUUAAUCAUUCGGGUUUGGAAUCCUGUCUGUUGUAGAACAAUUCUCAUGCCAGUUGCUGGCUUGACCUGGCUUUCCAGGUGAGGCUUUUAACUGGAGAUGAGUCUAGGCCAAAAAUCUCAGAUCUGUACUUUGCUGCUCAGUCUUGUUGUGAGUCUUAACAGGGCAUGUCUACAUGGGGAAGCUAUUCUGGAGUAAGCUAGGAUCUGAAUUUAAUGCACUCAAGCUGUUGUGGGAUAGCUACUCUGGUCAGUUUCCCCACAUAGACAAGCCCUAAGAGAAGUGCCUGGGAGGCCCUCUUGAAUCUCCAAAUCUCUUUUGUGAAUGGCAUAUGAAAUCCUUCAAAGAUCCUGGCUCGGGGUGUGCCGCUGGCUUUUGUCUGAACCUUGUAAAAUUGUACAGAAUUAUUGCACUGUAUUUAUAAUGGGAGCCACCUUUUUACACUUUUUUUUAAGUGAGUGUAUUUAAAUCAUUCCUGGGGUGGUUCUCCUGAAGUCCAGUGUGACAGUGUUGUGGGUGUGAAUGUGUUUCUUUUGUAAACGUACGGCACUUGAAGGUUUGUGAGCAAAAAGAAAUGAAUAAAAAUGCUUUUUUGA